Molecule: messenger RNA, 4430 nt
Organism: Brassica rapa (field mustard)
Lineage: Eukaryota; Viridiplantae; Streptophyta; Magnoliopsida; Brassicales; Brassicaceae
Source: RefSeq, a predicted model, not a curated record
AUCUAAAAAUAAUUAAUAUAUAUAUAAGAAUAUAAAUCUAUUUUUAGAUAAAUUCGGAUAUCCGAAUACUUCGGUUCGGAUCAGAUUUGGUUUUAUAAAUAACAAAAUUUUGAAUAAUUCGAAUAUUUAAUCAAUUUAUGUUCGGGUUUGGUACUAUAUUUUCGGAUCGGUAUCGGUUCUAUUCCUUGGAUUCAUUUUGUAAAACCCUAAUAAUUACAUGAAAAACAAAUAUCAACAUAUUUUUCAAAAUAUACACCCGCGCGCCUGCGCGGAUCAAAAUCUAGUUGGAGUUAUAACUCAAGUGUCACUAGCCAACCCCAUUUGUUAGCAGGAUAGUUUCAAUAUGUAGUAAACUUAAUCAUUCAAAUUUGACACACCUACACAGAACCAACUUGGAAAAUGCGCAUGAUUGUCAGGAUUAAAAAUACAAGAAGAAAUUAACAUUUCCAAGAUUUGAUUGUCCAUUAUUAUAUUAGUCGACAAAAAAAAAGAUUGUCCAUUAUUGAUUCAUUCCUUCAUGUUUCUUUUUCAAAGAAAAGGAAAAAACACAUACAGACAUUUGCCAUUUGGAUUGAAUAUUUAGGUCAACCACUAAUAAUAUAUACUAUGUGGUGUUUGGUGGUCAAAUGAGAAGGAACAAUAUACAAGGGUUGGUGUGGUGGGUUAGAAGAAUUUUGCAUGACCAACCAACUCUAGUGUUUAUGGUUUAAGCAGAACUAAACCUUAGAGAAGCCACAUACAUACAUAACUACAACCACCACCACAACCUACACAAAAAGAGGUUCACCCAACUCGACCGGACCCAUAUCAGGAUUAAUAUGUAUUUGCCAUCUGAAUAUUGGGGGUAACGCAUAUAUAUUACAAAUGCAUGGGAUGUAGUUUGAUAGUAUUAUUUUAAAUCGUAGCAACAUGUCUUGCAAGGGAGAGGUUGUGCUACGUUUGGAGGAAGUGUUGCUUCUCUUACCUUCAAAUCUCUUCAACGAGGUCUUUCUUGACUGCAUCGGUCCAUUUCCACAGAGCUAUAGAGAAGGUAGCUACUAUGAUCGGAAGUUACGGAUGUGCUACCUGUCGAACAACAACGGUUUCAUAAAAAAGCAAAGCGAAAAUGCUGGUUCUGGGGGGAUAAAGCCACGUGGCACUGGAGUGUUUCUUCCUGCAAGACCGGUGAGUAGCCCAGAAGAGAAGAGACCGAAGAAGAAGACAUGCCCCAUCAUCUCAUCUCGUUCUAAACAAGUUUUUCUUCCUAAGGAAUGGGCGUAUUAGCUAGUAAAAAACAUUUUAUUGUCCCUGUGUAUAUCUUAUACUAUUACAAGGCUAAACACACAAAAAUAAGUUUAAAUGUCUGUCUCUAGAGUUGGGACCUAUAGAUUAGUAUUGGGUAAGGUUUGAUAUACACACCAUACCAGUUAACAGUAUAAGUCUAGCUUCAAUGCUCAACCAUAAACAUAUGUGUAUAUCUAUCCAAAUGGACAGAAGAGAUGCUGAAGGAUGAUUUGAAAAAUAGUAUAUUUCCAUGGUUAAGUAUAAGUACAAUAAACUAGUUACACACAUGCUUCCUUCUAAUGGUAAUUCACAUAUUUGGCAAAAAAAAAGUACAAUUAGAAGAACAAGAAACUCGUGUCCUUUGUGUAAAACUUAUUUCGUAAUAAUAUAAUGCAACUAAGAAAGGUUCGUUAAACCCCUCCCCUCCCCCCCCCCCCUCCCCCUACAUAGUUUUCUUAUCUCUUUGUUUUCUUAAACUAAAUUAUGAUGAGUUCGACCUUAGAUCUUCUUCUAUCGUCUAAGAACUCAUACAUUUGUAUGAUAGGAUGUAGAAACCCUAAAUAAACUCAAUAAAUUUAUCUUCUUUUUUUUUGUGUGGUCAAACUCAAUAAAUUUAUCUAUUAUUAGAACUUGAAUCUUUGUUGUUUCUUCAAAUGUAAUUUCCACGUUUGCAAUUAUAUGAGAAAAUAAAAUCUCUCUCGUUAUGUCUUUCUAAUAUGUAGAAAAAUUACAAAUGUUUGACCCAGAAAGAUAGUAAAAUAACAAGAACCAUUACUAAUGUUUUGAGUUAUUUUCCUCCUCUUUCGUCUCUUUAUCCUCUCAUACUGGGGAUCAUCAGUCUGGAGCUGGAACCUCAGAGAGGACAAGAGUUUCUUGUUCUUAACCAUGGCAAUAUACAGUUCCCAUGGUAACAAUGUCCACAUGGAAGCUUCUUCCUGAUCUCACCCAUCACAAAUCACAAUUGCUUCCUUACACACAGCACAAACCAUACCCGUCUUUUUAGAAGAACCCACCUCGAAAGUCUCUAACGCCUCAAUCGCUGAUCUCGCCGCUGGUGGUGCACCUCCACCACCACCGUCUUCUUUUUUUUGACACCACCACCGUCUUCUUCCGCUAAAUUCUGAAGCCAACCAUCGUACUCAGCUGCAUCGUCGAUGUAAUCACCAGGAUUAAUCUCCGUUAUCCUGUCCGAUAACAUACGAGGCCUGGUCAGUAGUUCUUCGCACAUCCUUGAAACCUCAGCCAAUUGGCGAUCUAAUCUGAAUAAUUCAUUGUAAAUAGACUCCAGAAUUGACAAUGAAGCGUCAGACAUCGUUAUUUGUAAGAACAGUGUUUACAUGAAUGUCUGAGUUUGUAUGUCUGUAUAAUCUGAAGAAAGUCAUGUAUUUAAACAAACGAAAAGUCUUAAGUCUUAACCUAAUCGUAAUGAGAAAAGGAAAUAGAAGACUAAUAUCUUCCGUUGGGUUAUCGGACUUUUGGCUCCGGUAACGCGAUAGUGGAUUGGGAAAACAAUAUAAAAUGGCAUUCAAUCAUUCAUUAUAAACAUCCACAAUAUUAUAAUCACUAGGAUCAUGAUGAGUUUAUAUAAAAAUUAUUUAGAAAAUAUUGCUUGGAAAACUAAAAUUUAUUUAUUUAAUCAAAUUAAUAUGUUUGGUCAUAUACAAUAAAUUUUGACCAUUAUGUUAAUUAUAUAAUUUGUUCUCUAAUGGACUACCUCUUUUUUUAAAGCGUUUGGUUCUUUGAUGAAAGGUCGGUUCAGAUUCAGUUAGGUUAUUUUGGUUUUUGGUUCGGUUUAGCAUCCGUUCAGGUAUCUAAAAAGUUUUGUCUAGCUAUUUAGGGUUUUGGUUCGGUUUGGGUAACAAAGUUGGGACCAGCUUAUAUUUGAGGUAAUUUUGGUUUUGAUUCGGUUCCGGUUUCUUGAUUAAUUCAGGUUAAAAAGUAAAAAAUAAUUGAGUUUUUCAAAUUAAAUAUUAGAUUUUUGCGUUUUUGAAAAAAAAAGAUAAUUUUAAAUAUUUCAGAUAGAAAGUACUUUAGUAAUUCAUUUUUUGGUAUUUUGACUUAUAAAUAAUAUUUUUAAAUUAUUUGAUUAUUUUAAAACUAAAUAUAGUUAAUAUUUAUAAACAUACAAACUAUAUUAUAGAAAUUAGUGCAGUAUGCUCAGGCUUAAAAAUGCUAAUCGCGUUAGCUAUUUAUAUAGACAUAGGGCUAUAUACGCUGUCAUUAGUUAGUUCUAGUAGUUAGAAUACAAAUUAGUGCAGUAUGAGAGAUGACUUUCUCACACGCCCAUUUUAUAUAGGCUUCAGACGGUUUCUAAUGACAUUUAUCUGUAGCUUUGAAACGGAAACAGUCGUAUGUUGUAGUCUAACAAUAAUAAAAAUGUGAAACUUUUUCAUGAGAUGGCCAUAUGUAUUUCUAUGACUUCGUAGAAUAUGUUUAGAGCAUCUCCAACUCCACUCUAUUUUUCACUCUAAAAUAGAGUUUAGAGUAAAAAAUAUUCUAAUGGUACUCUAUUUCUCACUCUAUUAUAGAGUGAAAAAUAGGUUUACUCCAAAUAUAGAAUAAUUUGUUUUUUUUUUGUUCAUCAUUCUCUAUUUUCUACUCUAAAAUAGAAUACCAUUAGAGCAAAUUCAAACUCUAUUAUAUAGUUACUCUAUUUUUGAGUAAAAAAUAGAGUAAACUACUAUAUAUGUGCACCUUUUUUGAUAACAUGGUUUAUAUAAAUAUCACAUCAUGCCUUGUACCAAAAGUUUUUUCAUAUUAAAUACAAUCUAUAAAUAUCACAAAAGUUUUUUGUGGAAGCACCAUAGCCUAGUGGUUAUGGUUUAAAGGCUUCUACACCCAGGUCUGGGGUUCAAAUCCCAGAUUAUGCAAUUUCUUGCAGAUUGCACAGGAAAUCCAGGUUUCAAUUCCCGGAGCAAACGAUUUAUUCAAGAAUUAUGCGAUUACGGAAGAAAGACUUACAAGAGUUUCUCAACAUGGUGCAAGUAAAUCCGGUCAGACGUGAUCUUCAUAGGACAGCUUAAAUGAUGCGGCUAGGCGUAGAUCUCAUAAGGUAGGUAGUAUUGUCGGUUAUCGAAUCGUUUUUGUAAUCUUUCUCAUAAUUGUAAUAUCUAAAUAAAUCCUCGACAAAAAAAAAAAAAAUACAUAUUUACAAAAAAAAAGAGAAU